AUGAAUGAGUCAGGCAUCGCCAAAGGUCUUGUCAUUCGUACGGGUGAUUAUUCCGUAAUGGGUCGUAUUAUGAACCAUGCUUCGAGUCUAUCCAAAAGUGAUACGCCAAUUACCAAAGAGAUCGUUCACUUUAUCCAUAUCAUCACUGGUAUAGCCAUCUUUAUGGGCAUUUCCUUUUUUAUCAUCGCACUCAUUCUCGGCUAUCCAUUGAUCGAAGGAAUCAUUUUUCUCGUUGGUAUUGUCAUUGCCAUUGUGCCAAAAGGUUUUCUUGCCACUGUGACGAUAUGUUUAACAUUAGCAGCAAAACGAUUGGCGAAAAAGAAUUGUUUGGUGAAAAAUUUGGAAGCUGUAGAAACUCUCGGUUCGACAUCAAUCAUCUGUGCGGAUAAAAUCGGUACAUUGACACAAAAUCGAAUGGCAGUUGCUCAUAUGUGGUUUGAUAAUCAGAUCGUGGAAGCGGAUACUAGUAAAUAUCAACAAAAUGCCACCUUUGACAAGAAUGCACCUGGUUGGUUGGCUCUGGCGCGUUGUGCUAUAUUGUGUAAUCGAGCUGAUUUCAAACAAGAUCCAGAAAAUUUAGCGCAGCCAGUGUUACAACGUCAAUGUUAUGGUGAUGAGUCCGAAGCGGCUUUACUUAAAUGUGUUGAACUAUCUACUAGCAAUGUGAUCAAAUUUCGUGAGAUCAAUCAAAAAGUGUGUGAAAUUCCAUUUAAUUCAACAAAUAAAUAUCAAGUAUCAAUUCAUGAAGUGCAUAUUGACAAUAAAAGUGAAGUCGAUUCUCAUCCUUAUUUACUGGUAAUGAAAGGAGCUCCUGAACGAAUUCUUGAAAGAUGUUCAAGUAUAUUUAUCGAUGGCACAGAUGUUGAAAUUAACGACUAUUGGCGAAAUGCAUUCAACCAAGCUUAUAUGGAAUUGGGCAGUUUGGGAGAACGAGUAUUAGGUUUUUGUGAUUUGCGUCUGUCAAGUGAUGAUCAUCCGAAAGGCUAUCAAUUCAACGAGGAGCAAGUUAAUUUUCCACUUGACAAUCUUCGUUUCCUCGGUCUCAUGUCGAUGAUCGAUCCACCAAGAGCGGCUGUUCCUGAAGCUAGAAUAGCUAAAUGUCGUUCGGCUGGAAUCAAAGUAAUCAUGGUGACCGGUGAUCAUCCAAUCACGGCUAAGACCAUUUCACGUGCUGUGGGCAUCAUUUCGCAAGACUCAGAAACAGUCGAAGAUAUCGCUGAACGUGCGGGCGUUCCUCUGAAUGAAGUCAAUCCACGUGACGCUAAGGCAUGUGUUAUUCAUGGUACUGAUCUUAAUGCUAUGUCAUCAGUUGAAAUUGACGCACUUUUGGGAAAUCAUACAGAGAUUGUCUUUGCACGAACAUCUCCUCAACAAAAAAUUACUGUUGUUGAAGGUGAGAAUGAUAUUAUCAAUAGAAACAUAUUACAAUAA
Rotaria sp. Silwood2 is the source of this 1431-nucleotide messenger RNA. The record is from the annotation of a GenBank genome assembly. Lineage: Eukaryota; Metazoa; Rotifera; Eurotatoria; Philodinida; Philodinidae.